AUCUUAAUGUCUUCGAGUCCUGGUAAGCCAGGCCAACAUGUGGUUUGCCACUUUCUUCAGUGGCUUCUGCUGCAUGGAGAUCAUGACCUUUGUCCCGCUGACUUCUUGUAGCUGAAAAGACUGGGUUUUUGUUUUUUGCUAGUGUCUUUCAAGAUCACUUUUUAUUUCUCAGCUCUUGUUGGCUGGACCCUUUAAAAACCCUUAACAGGAAACAGCAACAUCCUGCAUCCCAUUUUAAAUCUGUUAUUUUUAUAGAUUGCAGUCCAGUGAAGGAGAGACUGAUUGCUAUUUGUGAUGUUUCUGUUCCACUUGUCUUUUUGUAAAGACAUCACAGGAAGAUGGAGGACCACACAGCUGUCAGGAGGAGGCUCAAACCAAGCUGUUCAGUCUCGCUUGAAGACAGAUUACAGAAGGACGAGGCCAAAUCCAGAUUUUGUGGUGUGCAAAUUUACCCUGGUGUGUUAUCGCUACCAGGGGAUCUGACCUCAGCCAGGAGCAGUGAGAGCCUCCUCUCCCCAGCCAUGCUGAGCGCUGGCCUAGGACUGCUGAUGCUGGUGGCAGUGGUUGAAUUUCUCAUCGGUUUAAUUGGAAAUGGAGUCCUUGUGGUCUGGAGUUUUAGAGAAUGGAUGAGAAAAUUCAACUGGUCCUCAUAUAACCUCAUUAUCCUGGGCCUGGCUGGCUGCCGAUUUCUCCUGCAGUGGCUGAUCAUUUUGGACUUAAGCUUGUUUCCACUUUUCCAGAGCAGCCGUUGGCUUCGCUAUCUUAGUAUCUUCUGGGUCCUGGUAAGCCAGGCCAGCUUAUGGUUUGCCACCUUCCUCAGUGUCUUCUAUUGCAAGAAGAUCACGACCUUCGAUCGCCCAGCCUACUUGUGGCUGAAGCAGAGGGCCUAUAACCUGAGUCUCUGGUGCCUUCUGGGCUACUUUAUAAUCAAUUUGUUACUUACAGUCCAAAUUGGCUUAAUGUUCUAUCAUCCUCCCCAAGGAAACAGCAGCAUUCGGUAUCCCUUUGAAAGCUGGCAGUACCUGUAUGCAUUUCGGCUCAAUUCAGGAAGUUAUUUGCCUUUAAUGGUGUUUCUUGUUUCCUCUGGGAUGCUGAUUGUCUCUUUGUAUACACACCACAAGAAGAUGAAGGUCCAUUCAGCUGGUAGGAGGGAUGUCCGGGCCAAGGCUCACAUCACUGCCCUGAAGUCCUUGGGCUGCUUCCUCUUCCUUCACCUGGUUUAUAUCAUGGCCAGCCCCUUCUCCAUCACCUCCAAGACUUAUCCUCCUGAUCUCACCAGUGUCUUCAUCUGGGAGACACUCAUGGCAGCCUAUCCUUCUCUUCAUUCUCUCAUAUUGAUCAUGGGGAUUCCUAGGGUGAAGCAGACUUGUCAGAAGAUCCUGUGGAAGACAGUGUGUGCUCGGAGAUGCUGGGGCCCAUGAUCUGGGAAGAAAAGUGUGGUCAGGACACUCUUGGGAUGCUCUUUUGAUAGCUCUCUAUAAGGGAGCUGCUUUCCAUGUCUUUUAAGAUUUUCCUUCUUUUACACCAAUGUAAUGAAUGAGCAACAGAAAAUACGGAUCAAAACCCAAUACUAUUUCUCUUUUGGCAAUGCAAAGUAUAUUUUCUUAAUGUACCACAGAAAUCAAGGCUAGGGCUUCAUGUUUGGUAAAAGAGGUAUUAUAUUCUCUCUACAUAUAGCAAAUAAUUCAUAUAUAAAUCAUGUUUUUCCUAUUAUAAAAAGCAGAGAUUAGGAACAAUUCUGUCUACAUAUAGCAAAAAUUCAUAUAUAAAUUGUGUUUUUCCUAGUAUAGAAAACAGAGAUUAGGAACAAUUAUAGUGAUCAUUAAUUUUUAUGAAAUUUUACCUAUACAUUUAUGUUAGUCAUUUUAGAUAUGCUUUUUAAAAAGUAUCAAAUAAUUUCCCCAUUUCUCUGCUGUAAUGUAUCUAAUUAUCUAACUGAAAAACAAAACAAAACAUCUUUAUAUUUCUGGAAGUUUCUUUGAGCCCUAGCCUUGGCUUUCAGAAUAAAAAUCAGGCUCACACCUGUAAUCCCAGCGCUUUGGGAGGCUGAGGCGGGCGGAUCACGAGGUCAAGAGAUCAAGACCAUCCUGGCUAACAUGAUUAAACCCCAUCUCUACUAAAAAUACAAAAAAUUAGCCUGGUGUGUUGGCGGGCACCUGUAGUCCCAGUUACUCGGGAGGCUGAGGCGGGAGAAUGGCAUGAACCCAGGAGGUGGAGAUGGCAGUGAGCCGAGACCAUGCCACUGCACUCCAGCCUGGGCAACAGAGCGAGAUGCCAUCUCAAAAAAAAAAAAAAAAGCAGAAUAAAAGUCAGUUGGAUGCCAUGAUCUGUAUUAAGCUCCAAGGCCCAGGAACUGGAGUGGGGCAAUAUGAGAGUGAGGGGCACUUGCUUCUGCUUAAAAAAAAUAGACUGCUUUUGAAGAGGUCACGCUGUCUGCUCUUCAGCCAUUUAGCCAUUUUGCCUGUCUACUGUGGCCUCACCACAGCCUACAGUCAGAGUUCUAGUGUGCCAGGUCUUUGAGUUGGAGGGAGAUCAUUUAGAAUGCCAGAUCCAUGGCAGUAGGAACUGUGUCUGUUUUUAUUUUCUCCCACGUCUCUGUGACUAGAACACUGCCUAUUGCAUAAUAAACGCUUAAUAAAUAUUUUGUAAAUGAUUGAAUAGCUGUGCUAACUGGUUUUACAAUGCCUCCUUUGUAUUGUAGGUAGAGAAACUGAUGCCCAGAGAGGGGCAGUGGCCUGCCCUGGGUUUCAUAGAGAGCCUGUGGCAGUGCUGGGACUAGAGCUGUUUCUUGACUCCUAGUGCAGGGCUCUUUCCUUUACAACAUGCUACUUUCCUAAUGUCCUUCCCUCCUUGGAACCCCAUGCCUCUUUCUACAGACCCUUCUACACAACUUAUUCUCUUCCUUCUUUCUAGCCUUCUUUGUUUCGGUUCCAGGGGGAUCUGAAAUCCAAAGGACAACACUUGGCAUUCUUAAAUAUUUUUUUUUCACUUCCUAUGGAUCACACUAAUCUACUUUCAUUAAUCUAUUCUCUCAAACAUAUCUUUUUCUUACCUGAAGCUGAGAAUUGAGGUACAUGCUAGGCACAUGUGGAUAUUAGUCAUCACACAGGGGGAGAUUGGUUCCACUGUCACUGUGAGUUGUGUGAGGUCGAGUACCAUAUUUUAUGUCCUGGGAAGGAUCAUAUUCAUUCUUUUUAAAUAGAAAGGUGCUUCUGCUUGGUUAUAUUUUUGUUAGUAGGAUGAAUUUUCAUUAUACCAUUUCUAUUUUUUUUACAGAUGUCCUUUGUGACCAAUUGUUGUAAUAGUGACAAUAGUAUUUAACAUUUGUAUUGGGCUUUACAUUUUACCAGACAAUCUCAUAUAUAGUCCAUUAUCUCAUUUGAUUUUAAUAGCAACUCUAUGCAGUUAGCAAUUUUAUCCCCAAUUCACAGGUGACAAAACUCAGGCUGGAGUGAUGAUUUGCCCAGGAUCAUGAACUUGUAAAUAAUGCAGAUGGAGCAGACCCAAAUUUUUUGACUCCGAGUCUUGUGCUCUUUCCAGUAAAUCCUAAGUAUCUCAUUGUUCAUACUUGUAAGACUUCAAACUAGGAUUAGCCUGUGGAACUUCCCUCAAGUUUAUGAGUAUUUUUACACACAUGCAAUAAGCAACUAAUCUUUCAAAUUUGGUAUUGGUGGGAUGCCUGGGUGCUAAGAUCCAAAAUCACAACAGAUCAAAGUUUAUGAUCUGCUUUUCUUAGUGACAAGGUAUGGAAUCAACCUAAGUGUCCAUCAACACAUGAACAGAUAAGGAAAAUGUAGUGUAUACAUGUAUGUGUAUCUGUUUCAUUUUCUACUUUUCUGUACUGUUCAAAUUGUUUUUAGCCAUGCUCAAAUAUCACAUUUGAACAUUUGAACAGAUAAAAAAAUGUAGUGUACAUAUGUAUGUGUAUAUAUGUAUACACACACACAAUGGAAUAUUAUUCAGCUUUUAAAAAGAAGGAAAUCUUGUCAUUUGAAAAAAUGUGGAUGAACCUGGAGGACCAUUAUGCUAACUGAAAUAAGCCACAUACAGAAAGACAAAUACUGUAAGAUCUCACAGAUGUGUGGAAUUUCAAAAAGCCAAACUCACAGAAGCAGAGUAGGAUGGUGGUUGCCAGGGUCUGGGACAUGGGGGGAAUAGGGAGAUGUUUGGUUUCUGUUAGGAAGAAUGAAUAAGCUCUGGAGAGCUAAUGUACAGCAUAGUGACUGUAGUUAAUAGAACUGUGUUAUAUACUUGAAAUUUGCAAAGAGAGUAGAUGUUAAAUGUUUUCACUAACAACAACAACAAAGAUAAUUGUGAGGUGGUGGAUAUGUUAACUUGAUUGUGGUACUCAUUUCACAGUGUAUACAUAUGUCAAAACAUCAUGUUGCGUACUGUAGAUAUAUACCAUUCUUGUCAAUCAUUCCUCAAUAAAGCAGGAAAAAUUAUUGCAUUUUCCACAUCACCUUUUGGGAUUUGAUUUCCUUCUUUUUCUGUACACAAUUUACCUUAUGAUGCGUAUGAGACUGCUUUGUGUUUUAGCAAAGAAAACAAAUCCGAAGGCAAAUAUAUACUCUUGAAUUGA
Messenger RNA from Gorilla gorilla gorilla (western lowland gorilla), 4582 nucleotides. It is a transcript of the gene TAS2R5, whose product is annotated as taste 2 receptor member 5. The transcript is spliced from 2 exons. Bases 339 to 1421 code for a protein of 360 amino acids. The record is from RefSeq and is a predicted model, not a curated record. Gene Ontology annotation, biological process: detection of chemical stimulus involved in sensory perception of bitter taste; sensory perception of taste; G protein-coupled receptor signaling pathway. Lineage: Eukaryota; Metazoa; Chordata; Mammalia; Primates; Hominidae. Gene Ontology annotation, molecular function: G protein-coupled receptor activity; bitter taste receptor activity. Gene Ontology annotation, cellular component: membrane.